AUGAUGUUUGUCUCUGGAGAGACUGCUGAGCCUUCCCCUGAAACUACUACUUUGAUUGAAGAAAUCACCCGCCAACAAGUCAUUGAAAUCCUUACCCGAAGCACUGCGUUGGCAACCCGGCGUGGAGUUCGCUCUAUCUCCACGGACGACCUGAUUUUUUUGAUCCGCCACGACAAGGCCAAGGUAUCUCGUCUUCGAACAUUUCUUUCCUGGAAAGAUGUCCGCAAAAACGUCAAAGAUUCCGACGACAAGGGAGGAGGUGAUGCCGCGGACUUUGCUGCCGCCGAUGAUGCAGCAGGCGCCGUCGCAGGCCCUGCAGAUGUAGCCGCCAAACCCAAGAACAAGCGAGCAAAGGUCGGACUUGCCUGGGACGUCAACAGCUUCUACUCGAUCCAAGUGCCAGAACGCGAGGACGAAGAGGACGAAGAAGAGGAAGAACAGAACUACGCAACCCUUCAGCGCCUCGCCGCUGCUGACGAACGCACCCGACACAUGACAAGAGAAGAGUACGUUUUCUGGUCCGAGUGUCGCCAAGCAUCCUUCACCUACCGAAAAAGCAAGCGGUUCCGCGAAUGGGCGGGUUUCGGCAUCGUCACCGAGUCCAAGCCAAAUGACGACAUCGUGGAUAUCCUAGGAUUCCUCACUUUCGAAAUCGUCCAGACCCUGACCGAAGAGGCGCUCAAAGUCAAGGAACGCGAAGACAACGAGAAGAACCGUCGUGGAGGUGCCGAUGCAGGCGAGAACUUGAAGAAGCGCAAGCGCGAGACUGGUCUAUUUGACCCGCCUGAGGAGGGCCGCACGCCUAUCGAACCGCGGCACGUACGUGAGGCAUAUCGCAAGUUGCAGGCGACGCCACAAAAGGCCGUUGCAAUGCUGCUGCAUGAGGGCGGCAUUCCUGCGCGUCUUCCUCUUGUUUUGAUUUGA
Messenger RNA from Penicillium soppii, 924 nucleotides. Its product is annotated as transcriptional regulator SPT3. The transcript has 3 exons. Bases 1 to 924 code for a protein of 307 amino acids. Gene Ontology annotation, biological process: transcription by RNA polymerase II. Gene Ontology annotation, molecular function: protein heterodimerization activity; transcription coregulator activity. Lineage: Eukaryota; Fungi; Ascomycota; Eurotiomycetes; Eurotiales; Aspergillaceae. Gene Ontology annotation, cellular component: SAGA complex. The record is from RefSeq and is a predicted model, not a curated record.